Hibiscus syriacus is the source of this 2597-nucleotide messenger RNA. Its product is annotated as CSC1-like protein At4g35870. The record is from RefSeq and is a predicted model, not a curated record. Gene Ontology annotation, molecular function: calcium-activated cation channel activity. Gene Ontology annotation, cellular component: plasma membrane. Bases 108 to 2525 code for a protein of 805 amino acids. NCBI's taxonomy places the organism in Eukaryota, Viridiplantae, Streptophyta, Magnoliopsida, Malvales, Malvaceae. The transcript has a single exon.
UUUAGAGGAAUCGAAACAACAAAACGACAAAAGUCUACCUUCCCCCAAUCGAACCCCCAAAAUCCGAUAACCAAAUCCCUAAUUUCUCUUCUAUCGUCAAAUCUCCGAUGGACGACACGCUUCCUCCUCCGCCCUCCCCUUCAUCUGACGAAGACUUCCCCAUAGACGGAGCGUGGUAUGGCAACAUCCAAUAUCUCCUCAACAUUUCAACCAUCGGCCUCCUUUGUUGCGUCCUCAUCUUCCUCUUCCUCAAGCUCCGCAGCGAUCAUCGCCGUCUCCCCGGACCCUCCGCUCUAUUCUCUAAGCUCCUUUCCGUCUGGCACGCUACCGGCCGUGAGAUUGCCCGCCACUGCGGAGCUGAUGCCGCCCAAUACCUCUUAAUCGAAGGUGGCAGCUUCUCCGUUCUCUUAUCUGUUGCCGUUUUGGCUGUUUUCGUAUUACUCCCCGUAAAUCUCUACGGCGGCACUGCUGUAUUAGGGGAUGAGUUCUCCAAAACAACUGUAAGUCAUAUUAGUAAGGGUUCAGUGUUACUUUGGGUACAUUUCAUUUUCGUACUUCUUGUUGUUAUUAUUUUCCAUUAUGGAAUGUCUGCCAUCGAAGAAAGAUUAAGAAUUACUAGGUUUAGGGAUGGUAAUGGAAAUUUAAGUGAUCCCAAUUCCAAUUCAACGGCGAUUUUUACAAUCAUGGUUCAGGGUUUACCUAAGAAUCUAGGGGUUGAUAAAGGUAUUUUGCUCGAGUAUUUUCAGUAUAAAUAUCCAGGGAAAGUAUACAGGGUAAUUAUUCCUAUGGAUUUAUGUGCAUUGGAUGAUUUAGCCACUGAAGUAGUUAAGGUUAGGGAUGAAAUUACCUGGUUGAUUGCGAAAAUUGAUUCGCUUCUUCUGCCAGAAGAAAGUGAAGAUGAUAUGAACGGAUGUGAAGGGUUUUUGGGUUGGAUCCGUUGGUUGUGGAGGACAAUCCAACGUGUUUUCGAUCAGAUCAUGAGUAAAUUUGGGUUUACAGAUGAAGAAAAAUUAAAAAAGCUGCAAGAAUUGAGAGCCAAGUUGGAGACCGAAUUAGCGGCUUAUAAGGAAGGAAAUGCGCAGGGUGCUGGAGUUGCUUUUGUGAUGUUUAAGGAUGUAUAUACUGCAAAUAAAGCAGUUCAAGAUUUUCAGAAUGAGAAAAAGAGGCGGUUUGGGAAGUUUUUUUCUGUCAUGGAACUAAAGUUGCAGAGGAACCAAUGGAAAGUUGAACGAGCCCCAUUGGCCACUGAUAUUUACUGGAACCAUUUGGGAUCAACAAAAUUGUCACUGAAACUGCGAAGAGUGUUUGUGAACAUGUGUUUGUUGUUGAUGCUUUUGUUUUUCAGUUCUCCGCUUGCAGUAAUCACUGCUGUGCAGAGUGCUGCUCGGAUUAUUAACGCAGAAGCAAUUGAUCAUGCACAGUCAUGGUUGGCUUGGGUGCAAAGUUCAAGCUGGAUGGCAUCUCUAAUCUUUCAGUUUUUGCCCAAUGUACUUAUAUUUGUUAGCAUGUAUAUAAUUGUCCCUUCAGUUCUUUCCCAUCUUUCCAAGUUUGAACGGCAUCUCACGGUAUCCGGUGAGCAGAGAGCAGCAUUGCUAAAGAUGGUUUGCUUCUUCCUUGUCAAUUUGAUCCUACUGAAGGCUCUUGUUGAGUCAUCAUUGGAGAGUGCAAUCCUUCGGAUGGGUCGAUGCUAUUUGGAUGGAGAAGACUGCAAGAGAAUUGAGCAGUACAUGAGUGCAUCAUUCCUUUCAAGGUCUUGCCUUUCUUCUCUUGCAUUUCUAAUCACAAGUACAUUCUUGGGAAUAUCAUAUGAUCUGCUGGCUCCAGUUCCUUGGAUAAAGAAGAAGCUUCAGAAGUUUCGGAAGAAUGACAUGCUCCAGUUGGUCCCUGAGAAUAUUGAGGAGUACCUGUUAGAAAAUCAGAACCUGAAUAAUUUGCGGAGACCACUGUUGCCAGAGAGUUUAUUCGACUCUCCUACGAUGGGUGGAAUUGACAUUCAGGGACAGGAUCUUUCAGUCUAUCCUAUUAGCAGCCGGACGUCGCCUAUACCCAAGCAGACGUUCGACUUUGCACAGUAUUAUGCGUUUAAUUUGACAAUAUUUUCCCUGACCUUGAUAUAUUCGUGCUUUGCUCCUAUUGUGGUGCCAGUGGGUGCAGUCUAUUUUGGAUAUAGGUAUGUGGUUGAUAAGUACAACUUUCUGUUUGUGUAUAGAGUCCGUGGAUUUCCUGCUGGGAAUGAUGGAAGGCUUAUGGAUACGGUAUUGUGUAUCAUGCGGUUUUGCCUCAAUUUGUUCCUCCUCUCGAUGCUUCUGUUCUUUUCAGUGAAAGGAGACUCCACAAAGCUGCAAGCCAUAUUUACUCUGGGAUUGCUAGUAAUUUACAAACUGUUGCCUUCUAAGAAUGAUAGUUUUCAACCAGCCCUGUUGGAAGGCAUGCAAAAUAUAGACAGCAUUAUAGAUGGACCCAUUGAUUAUGAGCUUUUCUCACUACCUAGAUUCGAUUGGGAUACAUAUGAUUUAAGACUUUGACGGUUCUAUUAGUUAUUUCAACAUUUGUGUAGUGUACCACGAUGGCCUUUUCUAAUGAAGUUUUUAAUGCAU